UCACCACUUCCACUACCUCAAUUUCCUUCACUCCCAUUUCCAUUUAAUUGACAAAACUUAGACUUCAAUAUUCCAAAUUCCAAAUUAUUCAAACCUCAUUUUCAAUUCCAACAUCAAAAUCAACACUCUACAAAUUCACACGCUUCUUUCCUUCACAUCACUCGUUUUACCACCACACUUUAUAUUUGGCCUCUAGAUUCCCCAAAUAACUAAUUGGCUCUUCCAAAACUCAUUUUCCAAUUAAUCUAUUCCAAGGCAACACCUAACAUAAACCAAAACCACUCUAAUUGGUUCAUUCCUAUUCCUAUUCCUAUUCCUAUUCCUAUUCAUACUUCUUCUUCGUACAAUCUAACCCAAACCCAUAAAAACAAAACCCCCUUCUUCUUAUCUUCUUUCUACCCUUCAUGUCUUAAUCAAACCACCCCAUAUCUUUUUGUCUUUCUCUUCCUCUUCCUCUUAUUUUUCACCAAUUUUGUCAUCUUUUUAAUUUAUUUCUCUAAUUAUUCUUCUCCUCAAAUAUUCCACAGCUCCUUCUUCAACCACAUACCCCUUUUAACUUUUCCUUCUUAGUUUCCUCAGAACUCAUUCUAUAACAAAAAAAAAAAAUCAAAUUUUGAGGGUACCCUUUAGUUUGUUUCACCCUCUUAAAGGGUUUUGAAACUUUUUUUCCUCUUUUUUUGUUACAAUGGAAAGCCCUGCAAUUUGGGGUUUUUAUGCAACGAUGUUUAUGAGUCCUAUGUUGUUAGUGUUUUUCUUAGGAAUUAUUGUUGGUUGGUUAUGGAAACCGAAAUGGAUUAGUUCAUUGGCUAAGUCAUUUGAUUUAGCUUCACCAAUUUCGGAUUCUCCUAUAUUUUCGCCAUUGAAAUUCUAUUCUUCUUUGUCUCCUUGUGUUAAUUCUUCCAUUACAAUGCAAACUCCAAACCCUGAUUCUUUGUGCAUCAAUAAAGAGAUCAAUAAAAAGGGUUCAUCUUCUUCUUCACCCACCAAUUUUGAUAGUUCCACAAGUUCUAACAAAUCUGGUGAAGAUACUUCUAAUGGUGUUACAAUCGAUGAUUUACAUCAUUUAUACAAGCUUGUUGAAGAGAAAGAUGGAGGUCUUCCUUGGAUACAGAUGAUGGAUAAAUCUACUCCGACUAUGAGUUACCAGGCGUGGCGUAGAGAACCAAAGGAUGGUCCUCCCCAAUAUCGAAGCAGUACUAUUUUUGAAGAUGCAACUCCUGAGAUGGUGAGGGAUUUAUUCUGGGAUGAUCAAUUCCGACCUAAAUGGGACGAUAUGCUUGUGAACUCGACAACAUUAGAAGAGUGUCCUACUACUGGAACCAUGAAAGUGCAAUGGAUACGAAAGUUCCCCUUCUUCUGCAAAGACAGAGAAUACAUUAUCGGACGAAGAAUAUGGGAAUGUGGGAGGUCCUACUACUGCAUCACAAAGGGGGUAGAUUGUCCUUCAAUCCCAAGACAAGAAAAACCUAGACGUGUAGAUGUGUAUUACUCUAGCUGGUGCAUUCGAGCAGUUGAAUCAAAGAGAGAUAAUGGUCAACUAACUGCAUGUGAAAUUUUACUCUUCCAUCAUGAAGAAAUGGGAAUUCCAUGGGAAAUUGCAAAGCUUGGAGUGCGUAAAGGCAUGUGGGGAAUGGUACAAAAGAUUGAGCCCGGUUUGCGCGCUUAUCAAGAAGCAAAAGCUUCUGGAGCUCCACUCUCUCGUUCUGCUUUCAUGGCCGGUGUCAAUACAAAAAUAAGUCCCGAGUACUUGCAAUCCAUAGGAUCGUCUGAUGAUGAAUCAUUACAAACCGAAAGUGCGAUCACUUCUGACGACAAACCAAAGGGCAUGACCGUACCGAAGAUGCUAGUCAUUGGUGGUGCUGUUGCUCUUGCUUGUAGUCUUGAUAAAGGAUUGGUGACCAAGGCUGUUAUAUUUGGCGUUGCUAAAAGAUUUGGAUUUGCUAAUAUGGGUAAAAGAUAAUAGAACUAAAGGUUGAAUCAAUCUCUUGAAGGGAUUUGGAUUUGUUGUCGUCACAAAUUUUUGCAUCCAAAUGCGCAUUACAUUGGUUGAUGUUGGACCAAGAUCGAGCGGUGCAGAAAGGAAGCAGAUUUUGACAAUUUUUUUAAACUAUACUAUCGAGUUUGAAAUUUAGACCACCAGAUCUUGAUCUAACAGCCACUGAUGUGCUGACUACGUGAAGUGUGUGAUUUGUGUGGCUACAUACAAUCUACAUCCCUCUUGAAGCCAUUGUUUUGGAUGAUCCACUUUAACCAUUAUAGUUUCCUUUUUAUUACUUCAAAAUAUUGAAGCUCCUUUUUUGGCUAAAUGAUCUAUAAAUAUAUUAAAAACCAAAUCUAGGGGAAUGAGAAAGUCUCGGCUUGUUGAUUUGGGAGAGAGGGUAUUUGAUUUUAUAUAACUUUGUUUUUUUAAUUCUUAGACCAUGAGUAGGUCAAAACCACAGAAUUUCUAAACUCUGUGGUUGUACAAAACUCCGCAGCAAUAAAAGUAAUCUAUUUUUGUUACUUCACAUCAUGUAUUGUAAAAAUAUUCACAUGGUAAAGUUGGCUCAAUACAUGUAUGCUAGCUAUAAUUGCAAUAAUCAAUAAAUUUUACUUUCUUCUAUUUACUAAA
This is a messenger RNA of Medicago truncatula (barrel medic), 2611 nucleotides long. RefSeq lists its product as uncharacterized. The transcript has 6 exons. Lineage: Eukaryota; Viridiplantae; Streptophyta; Magnoliopsida; Fabales; Fabaceae. Gene Ontology annotation, molecular function: lipid binding. The record is from RefSeq and is a predicted model, not a curated record. The coding region runs from base 686 to 1960 and encodes 424 amino acids.